AGAAACGUCAAUGCGGCCACGCAUGUAGUGUGCAUAUAAUUGAGGACUGCAUACAGAGUGUCCAGUUUAGGAUGCAUAUGUACAUCUGCAAUCGGAAGGAAUUCACUCGGAUUGGCGAAAAUAUUUACUAGCGCACAGUGCAAAAUCCCGGAACUUUAAAUUGAGCUCGGUGUUUCUGACGGACCCUGAUUGAGAGGGACGCUGUUGCCACAGGCAGCGCUUGGCGUUGCUUUGUAUGUUGUUAGACUUGACCUUAUUAUUAUUAUUAUUUUUUUACAACGAGGAUUUAAUAAACAGAGACGAUCAAUAAAAACCAUCAUAAAAAAACCACCACUUUUCCAGGCAUGUGAUCUUAUUUCUGCCUGUAAUUUUUGGACAGACUGCAUCGUGAAGCUGAGUAAACAAGCUAACGUUAGCAUGUAACUACGGACUUACUUUAUACCUCAAAACGCAGCGCGGGUGCGUUCAUGUGGAUUAACACGUGAUUGUUUACGAAGAAGCUGUACUUGAUCAAAGCACUGUUUCACCCUGGCACUGUUUAAAGCGACGGCGUGAUAAGUCGAGCAGCGCUCUGACAUGUCCUGCAGCCAUCUCGCACCACAGACCCGUCAGUCCCUCAACUCCUCUGGGCAUUAUGGCAGAGAGAUAUCCUCUAGCCGAGAAGGCCAUGUCGGAGGGUUUCGCUCGACUCCGGUACAAAGACACAUCGCUGCUCAUUUGGCAGCAGCAGCAGCUGGAGCUUGAGAAAACACCGACCAACUACCUGAACCGCAGCCGCAGCGCCUGGUACAGUCAGUAUGGCAACCAGGCCGUGGUGGUGCGGGACCGAAACACGCUACACGAGCCUGAAAGCGGCUCCCGCAUAUGUUCUGUUAUGUGACAGUGUUAAACAAUUCCUUAUUUGUGGACAGAGCGAGCAGUUCUCAUCGCAGUUUCUGGAAAUAGAUGGACGCAUCUAGAGAUUUUAUGAGAUAUAAUGUUACAGGUCUUCCUCGUGUCUGAAUAUUUCUGAGCCUCACAGGUGUCUCAUAAAAAUGAUUGGUUAUCAACUGAAAACACAGAGCUGUAUACACUCCUCCGUCAUGCAGUGUACUGUAUGCAGCUUUUCUUCAGUAUUUUACACAAUGUACACUCCCAUUAUACAUAAAACAAUAAAGCAUAUAUGAAAGCA
This is a messenger RNA of Hemibagrus wyckioides, 1171 nucleotides long. RefSeq lists its product as uncharacterized. The transcript has a single exon. The coding region runs from base 635 to 880 and encodes 81 amino acids. The record is from RefSeq and is a predicted model, not a curated record. NCBI's taxonomy places the organism in Eukaryota, Metazoa, Chordata, Actinopteri, Siluriformes, Bagridae.